Messenger RNA from Paralichthys olivaceus (Japanese flounder), 2607 nucleotides. Its product is annotated as cytochrome P450 2J4-like. Gene Ontology annotation, cellular component: intracellular membrane-bounded organelle; cytoplasm. Gene Ontology annotation, biological process: xenobiotic metabolic process. Gene Ontology annotation, molecular function: oxidoreductase activity, acting on paired donors, with incorporation or reduction of molecular oxygen, reduced flavin or flavoprotein as one donor, and incorporation of one atom of oxygen; iron ion binding; heme binding. NCBI's taxonomy places the organism in Eukaryota, Metazoa, Chordata, Actinopteri, Pleuronectiformes, Paralichthyidae. The record is from RefSeq and is a predicted model, not a curated record.
GGACACAUGUAGCGGAUCACAACUCAGGCAUAAAUAAAAAGAUAUUUGUUUUUAUUACCUCUGGGAAUUUGCCCUAAGGUGAUUAUAUAAAACUAGAGCACCAUCGAAAUGACUGCAGAUUUUCCCCGUGGAUCCAGAGGCAGCAGGUUGUGAGGAUGGAUGGGCUCUUUGGUUUUUCCGUUUCCUCUCUGUGGCUGUGGCAGGACGUUCGCAGCUUGCUCCUCUUCACUCUGGUCUUCUUGGUGAUAGCAGCGUGUUUGAGGACCCGUCGUCCCAGCGGCUUUCCUCCAGGACCACGGGUGCUUCCUCUUGUGGGGACCAUGUUCUCCCUUGACUUUAACAAUCUCCACAGAGAAAUGACCAAGUUAGCAGAGAAGUACGGGAAUGUGUACAGCCUCAAAAUGGGCUCCUCCUGGAUAGUGGUGUUGAAUGGCCUCGACGCCCUGCAAGAAGGUCUACUCACCAACGGAAACAUCUUGGCUGACCGACCGUUAAUUCCUCUCCAUACUGACGUGCUCCCUGACCUGGGUAUUAUCUUUACCAAUGGAUACUUGUGGAAACAGCAAAGGCAAUUUGCCCUCUUCACUCUCAAGUACUUUGGAGUUGGCAAAAAAUCACUGGAAUCUACCAUACAGGACGAAUUUAAUUACAUAUCUAGAGAGAUUGCUGUUCAUGACGGCAAACCCUUUAAUCCUCACAUGAUUAUGAACAAUGCCGUCUCCAACAUUAUCUGCUCCCUGGUGUUUGGUCAUCGCUUUGAAUACGGCGAUGAGAAGUUUGUCACUAUGAUGAAGUUGAUUGAUAAAGCAACUCAAAUCGAGGGCUCCAUUUGGGCGCAGCUGUAUAAUGGGUUUCCAAUGCUGAUUAAACGUCUGCCGGGCCCUCACCACACUCUUCAGAAGAUUUACGGUGAAAUGGUAAAGCUGAUGAAAAUCGAAAUCAAUCAACACAAGAAAGACUGGGACCCCGCAGAGCCCAGAGACUUCAUCGACUGUUACCUGACUGAAAUUCAGAAGAGCAAGAAGGAUGAUAAAGAGGAUGCUGGUUUUAAUGAGAAUAAUUUGGUGAUGUGUUCGUUCGAUCUGUUUGGAGCCGGCACUGAGACCACAUCCACCACCCUGCGCUGGGCUCUGCUCUACAUGACAAAGUACCCUGAGAUUCAGGAAAAGGUCCAGGCAGAGAUAGACCGAGUGAUUGGACAGUCCAGACAGCCGUGCAUGGAGGACCGUGCAGACCUGCCCUACACUGACGCCGUCAUCCACGAGGUGCAGAGGAUGGGCAACAUCGUCCCUCUGGGGCUGCCUCACUUUGCCAACAGAGACCUCCAGCUGGGAGGCUACAAACUCCCAAAGGGCGUUACAGUGAUUCCUAAUUUGACCUCGGUGCUGUUUGAGAAGAACAAGUGGGAGACGCCCUACACCUUUAACCCUGGACACUUUCUGAAUGAGAAGGGAAGGUUUGUGAAGAAGGCUGCGUUCAUCCCUUUCUCUGCAGGUAAGCGAGUGUGUCUCGGGGAAAACCUGGCCAGGAUGGAGCUCUUCCUGUUCUUCACCUCCUUCAUGCAGCACUUCACCUUCUCCAUGCCUCCUGGGGUGGAGCCUAACUUAAAGCCCCGUGUUAGCGUCAUUCUUUCACCCCAACACUAUGAAAUCUGUGCCACACUACGUUAAGUGUGACACUCCUCAAGCUUUAAGUUGCAUUUCAGACAAAUGAAUUCUGUUUGUGAAACAGGAUAAAGUUCAACAUAAAGUUCUACAUGCAUUAACAUGAGUUAGUGUUCUUGGUGACCUAAUCCACUUCUUAUAGUUGCAAUAAUAAAUAUUUGGCCACUUGGAGUAGAGUUAGCUGGAUGUCUAGGGUGAUUAUGCAAGAACUAUUAAACCCAUACCCAUUAAACUUAGUGAGGGGUGUGGUUUGGGAAUUACCUAUCUUGAACACAUGUAAAUUAAGGGUCAGAUUUUUUUUUUACUUUCUUCAACUAUCUUUUAUGACAAAUAGUCCAUUAGGGUUAUCAGACCAUAUCAGUUUUUCUUUUAUAUGUCUACUUUAAGAACUAAACAAUCAUAUGUCAGAUUGUUGAGCCGUAGUGGAGGUGUCUACAGCGGUUUGAGACAUCUCACACAAGUGCAUUAAUGAAAAACACAAAUGCAAAAGCCACAAAAUGGAAACACAACCACAGUGGAAGUGUGUGAAAACAGAUGCUGACAAUGAAACAGGCAGUCAUUUACUGUACAUCAUUUGUGAAAACCCGGACAAGUCAGUCUCUGCUUAAAAUUAGAUGCUUGUCUCUCGCAUCUGUGUUUUCCGUUCAUGCACUUGUGUGAAACAUCUCAGCCACCACAGGUAUGCACUCUAAUGAGCUAACCUGGAUUUACAGGCUGCAAUUUAAAAGGAGUCAUGAGCCAGGGGUUAGAUAAAAGUAUUACCGUGAUAAGAUGUAUUGUACAUAGUCACACAACGCUGCUGCUGUAACUGAGGUUUUAAGUCCACGACAUUAACUUGAAUUUUUUUUUUUAUUGGGAAUAUUCCCUGAAGUGAACUCUUCAACCACAACCUUUCACUGAAAGUUUGCAGACAAUAAAAACCUUAGUAAUACUGACACCAUUU